GCGGCGUCAGAUCUGAGCUCACUUCCGCCGGCUUGAGUGGGAUCCCGAUGCUACCCGUCCCUCACCGCUUUUGUUCUCCCAUUCCCGUCCAGUCAGUGCUGCUGCAAAGACGGGACCUCCAGUCAGCUGAGAGGAGAAAACAAACCCUCACUACAAGUAGCGGAGACGUCCGUCGCAGAAACGCCCCGGUAGCCACAUGCAAAGCUCCGCGCGCACAGAGGCUCCGCGACACUCGGUAGUUACAUAACUGGACUACUUUUUUUUUUUUUUUUUCUAUUAUUUUUGGGAUUUUUCUUAUUUAUUUUUUUGGUUGCACCUAAAGUGACUCCCCCCACCCCACUACCACCACCCCCCACCCCCCCCAUCCAAACUCAAAAUGGAGAACGAAGACAAAUAUCUCCCCGAGCUGCUGGCGGAGAAGGACAGCCUGGACUCGUCGUUUACGCACGCCAUGAAACUUUUAAACGCAGAAAUCGAUAGAAUCCAGAAAGACGAGACUAAAAAGGAGGUAGACGCAUACCUGGACCUCUUCACAACAAAGAACAUCAAACUUAAGGAACGGGUGCUGAUACCUGUCAAACAGUACCCGAAGUUCAAUUUCGUGGGGAAGAUUUUGGGGCCUCAGGGCAACACAAUCAAACGUCUGCAGGAAGAGACCGGAGCCAAGAUCUCCGUGCUGGGCAAAGGAUCCAUGAGAGACAAAUCCAAGGAGGAGGGGAUGAGGAAAGGCGGGGAGCCCAAGUACGCCCACCUGUCCAUGGAGCUGCACGUGUUCAUCGAGGUGUUCGCCCCCGUGCCAGAGGCCUACCUGCGCAUGGCGCACGCCAUGGAGGAGGUCAAGAAGUUCCUGUUUCCAGAUAUGAUGGAUGAUAUCUGCCAAGAGCAGUUCAUGGAGAUGGGCUACCUGAACGGAGGCCAGGAGCACGGUGCCAGAGUCCGAGGGGGCCCUCCGGUCAGGGGCCGCGGAGUGCCUCCUGGUGGAGCACACAGGGGACGGGGAAUGCCACCUCGCGGUGCUCCCGCCAGGGGAUGUGUGGCUCGCGGCGGCCCAGCCAGAGGUGGAGCAGUGAGGGGCGUGCCAGCAGGCCGAGGAGGACCCCCAGUAGCACCAUCCAGGGGAGCCUCGGCACCCCGUGCCAGGCCCCCGGCGUCCGGACCCCCGCAGAGGAUGGCACACCCACCCCCCCACCAGCACACCCCUGCUGCAGCCGCUGAUGGCUACGAGGAUUAUGGCUACGAUGAGAGCUACACAGACACGGCCUACGAGUCAUACGACAGCUAUUACAGUCAGCCGCAGGCGUGAGUGAAUCAGACGUCUCUUUGGUUUUCACCUGCUUCUCGCGGAGCGCGCGCACACACACACACACACACACACAC
Molecule: messenger RNA, 1377 nt
Organism: Anarrhichthys ocellatus (wolf-eel)
Lineage: Eukaryota; Metazoa; Chordata; Actinopteri; Perciformes; Anarhichadidae
Gene: khdrbs1b
Product: KH domain containing, RNA binding, signal transduction associated 1b
Exons: 7
Coding region: 377-1303 (308 amino acids)
Biological process (GO): regulation of alternative mRNA splicing, via spliceosome
Cellular component (GO): nucleus
Molecular function (GO): mRNA binding; poly(A) binding
Source: RefSeq, a predicted model, not a curated record